CGUUUUCCGCACAGGCGCACGGGGACCCCUGGCCAGCCAGCCAGCAAGCCUGCAGAGACUCCCCAGUCCGCGAGUGGGGCUGGGGCUGGGGUUGGAGCUUGGGGCUGCAGCCCUGGGGGGCCGGGCUGGCGCCGAGGCGGCCGGAGGCAUUGCUAUGAGGAGUCUGCGGCGUGUGUGAGAAGUAUGGACUAGGAGGCAGAGCGGCAGCUGGAGGAGUAGGCGGUGGUGCACUAGGGAGGGAGCCGCGCGCGGGCCAGACGGCUCCCAGAGGCACCGCAGUGCCGCCGCCGUCGCCCGGGAGGCUCCGCGCGGGAGCCAUGUAACCCUGCGGCGGGCUCCGGGCUGCUCCGUCCUUCCCCAGCCCCCUGGCUAGCGCGGCAGCGGGGCCACGAUGAAGAAGCAGUUUAAUCGCAUGCGUCAGCUGGCCAACCAGACGGUGGGCAGGGCAGAAAAGACUGAAGUUCUGAGUGAAGACCUUCUUCAGGUGGAGAAGCGCCUGGAGCUGGUAAAGCAAGUGUCCCACAGCACGCAUAAGAAGCUCACUGCGUGUCUGCAGGGCCAGCAAGGGGCAGAGGCAGACAAGCGCUCUAAAAAGUUGCCUUUGACAACAUUGGCUCAGUGUUUGAUGGAAGGGUCAGCUAUCCUGGGAGAUGACACACUUCUUGGGAAGAUGCUGAAACUCUGCGGAGAGACAGAGGACAAGCUGGCUCAGGAGCUGAUACAUUUUGAAUUGCAAGUAGAGAGAGAUGUGAUCGAGCCCCUGUUUCUGCUGGCUGAGGUGGAAAUCCCAAAUAUUCAAAAGCAAAGGAAACAUUUAGCAAAGUUGGUGUUGGACAUGGACUCUUCACGGACCAGGUGGCAGCAGACUUCCAAGUCUUCAGGUCUGUCCGGCAGCUUACAGCCUGCGGGUUCCAAAGCUGAUGCCCUCAGGGAAGAGAUGGAGGAGGCUGCCAACAGAGUGGAGAUUUGCAGGGACCAGCUCUCCGCUGACAUGUACAGUUUUGUGGCCAAAGAAAUCGACUAUGCAAACUACUUUCAAACGCUAAUAGAAGUGCAAGCUGAAUACCACAGGAAAUCACUGACACUGCUACAGGCUGUGUUGCCUCAAAUAAAAGCACAACAAGAGGCCUGGGUGGAGAAGCCCUCCUUCGGGAAGCCCCUAGAGGAGCACCUCACCAUCAGUGGCCGGGAGAUCGCCUUCCCCAUCGAGGCAUGUGUGACAAUGCUGCUGGAAUGUGGGAUGCAGGAGGAGGGCCUCUUCCGUGUAGCUCCCUCUGCCUCCAAGCUGAAGAAGCUGAAAGCUGCACUGGACUGCUGUGUGGUGGAUGUACAGGAAUACUCAGCCGACCCCCAUGCCAUUGCAGGAGCUUUGAAAUCUUACCUCCGAGAGCUGCCAGAACCUCUUAUGACCUUUGAACUCUAUGAUGAGUGGAUCCAGGCUUCCAAUAUCCAGGAGCAAGACAAGAGGCUUCAGGCUCUCUGGAAUGCUUGUGAGAAAUUGCCAAAGGCCAAUCAUAACAACAUCCGGUACUUGAUCAAGUUUUUAUCCAAGUUGUCAGAAUAUCAAGAUGUAAACAAGAUGACUCCCAGUAACAUGGCAAUUGUCUUAGGACCCAACCUUCUAUGGCCACAAGCAGAAGGGAACAUCACCGAGAUGAUGACCACAGUUUCGCUGCAGAUUGUCGGGAUCAUUGAGCCCAUCAUCCAGCAUGCGGACUGGUUCUUCCCUGGGGAGAUAGAGUUCAACAUUACAGGCAAUUAUGGGAGUCCAGUACACGUGAACCAUAAUGCCAACUACAGCUCGAUGCCCUCCCCAGACAUGGACCCUGCUGACCGGCGCCAGCCCGAGCAGGCCCGUCGGCCUCUCAGCGUCGCCACGGAUAAUAUGAUGCUGGAGUUUUACAAAAAGGAUGGCCUUAGGAAAAUCCAAAGCAUGGGUGUGAGGGUCAUGGACACAUCUUGGGUGGCUCGAAGAGGCUCCUCGGCUGGCCGGAAAGCAUCCUGUGCCCCACCCUCCAUGCAGCCUCCUGCCCCGCCUGCCGAGCUGGCUGCGCCUCUGCCAUCACCCCUGCCUGAGCAGGUCCCCGACAGCCCCGCAGCUGCGGUGCCAGCGCUUUCUCCAGCCAGCGGGGGCCUGCAGCUCGCUGCAGAGCGCACGAGCACUUCUAAAAGCAAGGAAUUGUCUCCAGGGUCUGGGCAGAAAGGAAGUCCAGGCUCUGGCCAGGGGACAGUCUGUCCAGGGACACAACCGGGGACACAGCCAGGCACCAGCCCCAGCCAGCCACCUUCAGACCAGAGUCCUCAUACCCUCCGGAAAGUUGCAAAGAAGCUUGCACCAAUUCCACCUAAGGUCCCCUUUGGCCAGCCGGGGACUGUGACUGACCAGUCCACUGGCCAGCCAUCCCCGGUCAGCCUGUCUCCAACUCCACCAAGCACCCCAUCACCCUACGGACUCAGUUACCCUCCAGGGUAUUCCUUGGCCUCAGGCCAGCUCUCCCCUGCUGCGGCUCCUCCCCUGGCCUCUCCUUCCAUUUUCACAAGCACUUUAGCCAAAUCUCGACCCACCCCGAAGCCCCGACAGAGGCCUACCCUGCCACCUCCUCAGCCUCCCACGGUCAGCCUCUCAGCCUCCAGCCCUCAGUCUACGGAGCACCCCAUGCUGGAUGGCAUGUCCCCGGGGGAGAGCAUGUCUACAGCUGUUUGACAUGAGUGACGCAGUGUGGAUACGUGUGAGGGGGAUUUUCAGGAUCUUGUCCACUUUGAUAUCCCUUCCAUCCACAUAGAGCUGGGAUCGACACUGCGCCUGAGCCCCCUGGAGCACGCACGGCGACACUCGGUGACUGACAAGAGGGACUCGGAGGAGGAGUCUGAGAGCACUGCCCUCUGAUGCGGCUCCCCGCCUGACACACGUGUACAUACAGACACAGGCCCAGGGGACGCACCGCCAGGAGCGGCGUCCCUGAGCUUGCCAAGUAUUCUCCAUUGGCUUUUUCCUGUCACUUCCAACAUAAGGUUGGAGUUUGGCAGAAAAUCGCCAUCUCUGGUCCGUGUGGCAAUUGUAGGUGGUGCAGAUUUUGUUUGUUCCUUUUGGGUGGUGACUUUGGCCUUUUGUUUGACCUUUGCCUUUUGACUUUGUGCCUAUUUUGAUCCAUUCUCAGCCUCCAUGCCAAGUAGCACCCACCUCUCUGCCCAAGGGCUUGUCAGAAAUGUCCUUUGUGGGGUAGGGGGGCAGGAAAAGAUUAAGCUGCCUGAUCACACCUGAGGGAUGCUGCCUUGACUGGGACAGCUGACUCUGGGCCUGCAGGAUCUGUCUAAUGGGCCAGAGAGGAAGCAGGUGAAGAGUCCACAGAAGUCUUAGGCACUGACUUUUGCCUGCCGUGCUGGGGAGGGCCAGCCCAUGAAAAACCUUUUAGGGUACCCUUAAUCAGAGGGCUCCAGAGUAAACGGCUUCACUCACAGUUCUGUCCCCUCCACCAUGUGUGACUGAAAGCUCCUUUCACUCCUUAUCAUUUUAUCCUUUUGAAUUUAAGAGGAUCUUGACCAUGUCUUUAGUGUCGAAAGCAGUGCCCUAUCCCCCCAAACACAUCAGACAUCCAAGAGUAACUGUCUGUUCUUUCUGGAGGUUACAGCGGAAUAGCAAUAACUGUUACCAAAAGCAGGCAGAGGAAAGUGAAACCAGCCCAUGGAGACACUGGCCCCUGAGACUGGCCUGUGGCGUGGCCUGCUUUGCUCACCAGCAUCCAUGGCUCAUCCCUUCUCAUCAAGUCCCAUCCAGUCCUGGGGAGGGGCCAGAAGGCCCUGGGGAGCCUGUACACACUCUGGGCUUAAGGGAGUCAGAAACAGACCUGGGCCGUGCAUGCCAAGUCAAAAUUUAAAAUUUUAUCCUUUUAAAAUAGAUAUAAUAUACCUAUACAUGAUAUAAUAUUUGUAUAUAUGAAAUCUCUAUAUUUGUUUAAUUUGAGCCAUUCAAUCUAAACGAAUGUACAGGUAUACAAUGAAAACCUUAAAUGCUUAGUUAUUUUUCCCAACACAGUGUAAAGCCACCCUUCUCUGAGAGUGGGAUUUGUAGACUUUUGAUGUUACAGCUUUGCUCACCUCCUGGCAAGGGCAGUUCAAUCCCCACUUUGUAAUGGAGCCCAGGGGUUGAAGGUUAUCUUUAAAUACAUGUAAAAAUCGUUGCCAAAAGUAAUGUUAUUAAAAUAGAUUUAUUAUCCCGAA
This is a messenger RNA of Heterocephalus glaber (naked mole-rat), 4218 nucleotides long. It is a transcript of the gene Arhgap44, whose product is annotated as Rho GTPase activating protein 44. Gene Ontology annotation, biological process: modification of dendritic spine; positive regulation of GTPase activity; regulation of dendritic spine morphogenesis. Lineage: Eukaryota; Metazoa; Chordata; Mammalia; Rodentia; Bathyergidae. The record is from RefSeq and is a predicted model, not a curated record. Gene Ontology annotation, cellular component: postsynaptic density; intracellular anatomical structure; presynaptic active zone. Gene Ontology annotation, molecular function: protein binding; GTPase activator activity.